AUGGCCAAGAAACGAAAGCUUCGAUCCUCAGACCCCGAACCGGCCAAACCCAUCGACCCACAGCAACAAGACCAAGAGCAAGUGGAACAACUCGACCAACAGCAACAACAACAACCUAACCCCGAACCAACCCUAGAAGACCCCAACACCAUGGCCGUCGACGAGCCAACAGAGGAACAACAGCAACAACAGCAAAUUGCAGAAGGCGAAGAAGAGGAAGAGGAAACGGAGGAGCAACAGGAGCAGGAGCCAGAAACCCUAGAAGAGCAAGAGGAGCCGGAAACCCUAGAAGCUGCGAACCACGCCGAAGCCAACGGUGCUGACGAAGAAGGGAACAACGAAGAGGAAGAUGAGGAUCUCAGUCUUGAAGAUGAACCUGUGGAGAAGCUUCUCGAACCCUUCACGAAGGAGCAGCUGCACGCUCUUGUGAAGCAGGCCGUGGAGAGGUUCCCUGAAUUCGUCGAGAGCGUCCGCCAGCUCGCCGAUGUGGACCCGGCCCACCGGAAAAUCUUCGUCCACGGCCUCGGCUGGGACGCCACAGCUGAAACCCUAACCUCGGUGUUCGGGAAGUACGGAGAGAUCGAGGACUGCAAGGCUGUCACCGACAAAGUCUCCGGCAAAUCGAAGGGUUACGCUUUCAUCCUUUUCAAACAUAGGGAUGAUGCUCGCAAGGCGCUGAAAAAUCCCCAGAAGCAGAUCGGGAACCGCACCACCUCUUGCCAGCUUGCCUCUGCUGGCCCUGUUCCGGCGCCCCCGCCGAACGCGAACCCGGUUUCUGAGUACACGCAGAGAAAGAUCUUUGUGAGCAACGUGAGUGCUGAGAUUGAUCCUCAGAAACUGCUUGAAUUCUUCAAGCAGUUUGGGGAGGUUGAGGAUGGUCCUCUUGGGCUCGAUAAGAACACUGGGAAACCUAAGGGUUUUGCAUUGUUUGUUUAUAAGUCUGUGGAGAGUGCUAAGAAGGCUUUGGAAGAGCCUCAUAAGAACUUUGAGGGUCAUACUCUGUACUGUCAGAAGGCUGUUGAUGGUCCCAAGGGGAACAAGGGGUAUCAUCAGUAUCACCAUCAACAGCAUUCUCAUCAUCACCACCAUCACCAUCAUCAGCCUCAUUAUCAGAGAAAGGAGAAGAACAAGUAUUCAUCUGGAGGUGGUGGACCGUCCCAUGGCAGUGGUCAUUUGAUGGCCCCCUCUGCCUCUGCUGUGGGGGGUUUCAACCCGGGAGUGCCGGCUCAGGGGUUGAAUCCUGCUCUUGGACAGGCGCUGACUGCUUUGCUUACUAACCAGGGAGCUGGGUUGGGUCUUGGCAAUCUGCUUGGAGGGCUUGGUGGUGCCCCAGUUAACCAGGCCGGGCCACCUGCCCCGUAUGGGAACCAGCCUGCUAUGGGAUAUGGAAAUCAGCCAGCAAUGCAACAGGGAUACCAGAAUCCUCAAAUGGGCCAGAGCAGUGGUGUUAGACCCCACCCUGGUGCUGGUGCUCCUUACAUGGGUCACUAG
Messenger RNA from Sphenostylis stenocarpa, 1491 nucleotides. NCBI's taxonomy places the organism in Eukaryota, Viridiplantae, Streptophyta, Magnoliopsida, Fabales, Fabaceae. The record is from the annotation of a GenBank genome assembly.